Molecule: messenger RNA, 5783 nt
Organism: Stegostoma tigrinum
Lineage: Eukaryota; Metazoa; Chordata; Chondrichthyes; Orectolobiformes; Stegostomatidae
Gene: prpsap2
Product: phosphoribosyl pyrophosphate synthetase-associated protein 2
Exons: 12
Coding region: 167-1210 (347 amino acids)
Biological process (GO): 5-phosphoribose 1-diphosphate biosynthetic process; purine nucleotide biosynthetic process
Cellular component (GO): cytoplasm; ribose phosphate diphosphokinase complex
Molecular function (GO): magnesium ion binding; ribose phosphate diphosphokinase activity
Source: RefSeq, a predicted model, not a curated record
GUGCCCUGGUCGUUAGGGGGCGGGCGCGCUCUCGCGGGUACGGGGACGCGCGGUGGCAGCCUCGAGGUAGUAGGCAGUGUUGGCGGGUGCAGGUGAAUUGACAUUAGGUGGUGUUGGGGGUUGGAAAAAAAUCAUAUCGAGAGGAGGUUUCUAGGACCCAUCGGCCAUGAACGUAACCAAAGGUGGUCUGGCACUGUUCUCUGCCAAUUCAUGUACAGCCUACACAGAAUUGGCCAGAAAAAUUUCAGAGCGACUUGGCGUAGAACCGGGUAAAGUUCAAGUCUACCAAGAAGCUAACAGAGAAACAAUAGUACACAUUCAGGAGUCUGUCCGAGGAAAAGAUGUGUUUAUUAUUCAGACUGUUUCAAAGGAUGUCAAUACCACCAUUAUGGAACUCCUUAUCAUGAUCUAUGCCUGUAAGACCUCAUGUGCCAAGAAUAUCAUUGGUGUAAUCCCUUACUUUCCGUAUAGUAAGCAAUGUAAAAUGAGGAAAAGAGGUUCCAUUGUGUCCAAGCUUCUUGCAUCCAUGAUGUGUAAAGCCGGCUUGACUCACUUGAUUACAAUGGAUUUGCAUCAGAAAGAAAUCCAGGGAUUUUUCAAUAUUCCAGUUGAUAAUCUGCGAGCAUCUCCAUUCCUCCUACAAUACAUUCAGGAAGAGAUCCCUGAUUACAGAAAUGCAGUGAUUGUCGCAAAGUCACCAGCAUCUGCCAAAAGAGCACAGUCUUUUGCAGAGCGAUUACGUUUAGGAAUUGCCGUUAUACAUGGUGAAGUGCAGGAUGCAGAAUCCGAUUUAGUUGAUGGCCGACAUUCACCACCAACAGUGAAAAAUGCAGCUGCAAUACACCCCAGCCUGGAAAUACCUAUGGCGAUUCCAAAGGAAAAGCCUCCAAUCACAGUUGUUGGAGAUGUAGGAGGAAGAAUAGCUAUUAUUGUGGAUGACAUAAUUGAUGACGUUGAUAGCUUUUUAGCAGCUGCAGAUACAUUGAAGGAGAGAGGGGCUUACAAAAUCUAUGUAAUGGCAACUCACGGGCUUUUGUCAUCUGAUGCACCCAGAUUGAUAGAAGAAUCCGCAAUUGAUGAGGUGGUAGUAACCAAUACAAUCCCACAUGAAAUCCAGAAACUCCAGUGCCAUAAAAUAAAGACCGUUGACAUCAGCAUGAUCUUAUCUGAGGCCAUUCGAAGAAUCCACAAUGGAAGGUUUCCUGAUUAAUGGUCCAGUGACCAUUGAGACAGGUAGACUUUUUGUGUGUGUAUGAGGUAACGUUGCUGAAGAGUGGACCUCAGGGAUUGCACCAAAGACACCCCUGCUCCCGUCAUGUACAGCAUAGUAAUGUCUGCACCUCAGAAGAGAAUUCAAAACCAGAACGUUCCCCUGGCUUUCUAAUAGAUUGAGUGCUUCACCAACUGUGCCCUGAACCAGUUUUAUAAAUAUUUUGUUUGCGUCUUAACCGGCUAAAUGUGUGAUCAACUGCAGACAAUGCAAACACUCUUUUUGGGGGAAAAAAGGAAAGCUGGUUAUUAUAUUGCUCUGAAAGAACUGUAUAGUUGAAUAAAACCAGAGACUAUCGUGAGAAAAUAGGCCUGGAAUGUUGCAUACUGUCGGGUUUUUAUAUAAUUUGAUUCCCAAUUGGGUGGUAAGUGUAUCCACUGAUUAAAAGUAUAUGUUGACUGGUUUAACAGUUUAAUUUUUUAAAUGUUAUAUUAAGUAAUUGACAGUGGAAGUAGUACAGUGUUGACCAUUACCUGAUAGUUAUAAUUUGCUUGAUUUUAAUUAUUUGUUACUGUGCAAAUGUGUCAAUUUGAAAAGUUUUACUCUGCCAUUUCUUCCCUGACUUCCCAGCUUUAAAUUGAGCAUUUGUUUUAAAUGUAUUUCUACCAUUCUUUUAAUCAGUGAAACUGGCUGGAAGGACUUGAACCAUUGCUGAUCAAGUUCCGUUAACAUCAGUAGUGGUAGUCAUUGAUCCAAAGACUUUGAAGCUUCAUUUUCUGCUUUGUAUCUUGGCUGAUUGUUUAUGUGAUUAUUACUCACCUGUUUGAGGCAAUCAUUCAAAAUUUUAAAAAAAACAAAUGGGCAGAGUAAAAGUAUUGCAGCUUUUUUUAAUGGCAGUUUGGAGUAGGACUUUUGCUGGAAAACAAAUUGAGGUUGUUCAUAUUCUUUUUAUGUAGGACUGAUAACAUCAGCUUGAAGAGAGAUUUUGCCUUUGAGCCUGGGCAAAAUCAACACCAAGGUCCCUGAAGUAAAAGGACAUGGUCUUUCUUGCAUAAUGCUCCAUCUCUAGCCAAUACUGCUGUGAUAAAAUCUAAUAAAGCUUUAAUAGGGAAGAUGAAUGCUUUUAAUUUAUUUAUUUUUAGUUUUUGAUGUCUUUGCAUAUUUAUAAUAGAAAUUUAAUCAUUAUACUUAGCUUUGCAAAGGUCUGCAAAAUGCUGGAAAUUACUAUUAAAGAUUUCUGUGCACUUGCCCAUCUGUUACUUUGCAAUGGGUCACAAGGCCAUGUUUCCACAGAUUAUUGAUAAUUGUUUAUAAGUCAUGCAUUUAGCUGGUGUAUCAAUAUUAAUUAAACAUUUGGAGAAAAAAGCUCAAAAUUGCAAUGUGUGAGGUUUUUUAAAUACGUAUGUAAGAAUUUCUCGUGUGAAAAAUUUGGAAUAAUACAGCACUUUUGUACUGGAAGUUUACUUAAAGGUUGUAUACUAUCUGCAGAUAAAAAUAACUUUCAGCUUUUGAAAAUUUUCAAACUGUUACAGUUUAAUUUAUACUUAUCAAAGUAAUGCCCUAAUUACAUUUUUAAAUGUGGUAACUGACUACCUGUAAAUUUCAUUUGCAUGAUUAAUAUGCAAUAAUGCAUAUUUAAAAGCUGGAUUUCAGCUAUAACUUCGUGGCAAACUUUUUAAAAAUCAUUUGUAUGUAUAAAUAGACAUUUUUACAAAAAAGUCUACUUUGAACUGUUAUUUGAGAGAUCUUUGUGAAUUGUUGCAGUGGUGUUCCAAAUUUUGUCAAAGCCGCACUAACCACUUUGUGUAAUUUUUUUUGAUAUUUUUGGGCUUGCCAGAUUUGUUGGGGUGGGGGGGGAGAAUGUUUGAAUAGGUUCAAUUUUUCUCCACAAUUCUACCAGGUGUUAGUAGAUUUAUUUCAGGUAAAAUGUACAUGCUGAAAAAAAUGAACCAGAUUUUUUUGGUUGGUGCAAUUUGUCUUUUGCUGCUGACCUGGAAAGGAACUGUCCAUAAAAACCUAGAGAUCCCUGUGGCAUUGCUUUUACCCUUCUGCUAAGGGGAAAAUGUGUCAUCAAGGUAAAUAGUCAAUAACAUUUCUGUCAGUCAGCAAACCAGAAAGUAAACCUACUUUGCAUUAUUUCAGUAGAAAUUAAAAACUUGGCGUUAAAAUGUAUUUUGACAAAGUGCAACUUUUGCAAGAUUUUUGUCCCUUUUACACAAGUAGUCUAAUUAGGAGUGAUUUGUACUUAAGUGCAGCCUUGGUGGCACUUUCAUCCAGAAGUAAAUUUUAGAGUAGAUUGCCUGCAGUAUAGAAACAGGACCUUUGUCCCAACAAGUCCACACCGACCCUUAGAGAAUCCAACCCAGACCUAUCCCCCAAACCCACCUAAUCUACACAUCCCUGAAACACUAUGGGCAAUUUAGCAUGGCCAAUCCACCUAGCCUGCACAUCUUUGGACUGUGAGAGGAACCUUGAGCACUGGCAGGAAACCCAUGCAGGCACAGGGAGAAUAUCUGUGUGGAGUUUGCACAGUCACCCGAGGGUGGACUUGAACCCAGGUCCCUGGUGCUCAGAGGCAGCACUACCUUGCCACCCCUACCACUGACAGCAACUUCUGUCAAUUUCAGAGAAGUAAUGGUGCAGGCUCUAGGAAUUUUAAGCUUUUAGUUUUAUUUUUAUUGGUAAGGGUUUAUUUUUAUGACCAUUAUAACAACAACAGGCAUAGACUAUGUUCUUAGUGAAAUAAAAUCGGCAGUAACGUAAACAGCAACAGCUUGCAUUUGUAUAGCACCUUCCAACAUGGCUUCACAAGCCUUAUCAGCUAAAACUGAACAAGGAACUUCAUGCAGAGGUAAUGGAGCAGAUGACUAAGAAUUUAAUCAAAGAUUUGAGUUCAUAUCUGGUGCAUCAGACCAGGUCAACAGAUUACUCAAAAUUGAGUCUGCCAUCUCCUAUAUGGUGUGUAUAUAUGAUUUGAAACCCAAGGUGAGGGGAGAACAUUCUGAAAAUUAGCCAUCCUGACAUUCUGAAAAGAAAAAUACAUGCAUGUCUCCUUUCUCUCAACUUCAAUUGACUAUGUCUUUGGUGUUGUUAAAAUAUUGCCAUAACUGACAUGGCUACUGAACAUCACUACACUUUUUCACUGUAAAUGGAAUUUAGCAAUGUGGUUUGACCAUUUAGGAAUCCUUGAUCAUCAAUUUAUGACCAUGCGCAAUGAAGUUAUUCUAGCGUAUAACAACAGGUGAGAUUUUGAUGUAACUAGAAACAAUUUGGCUCAAUUGAAUCUUUCUCAGCUGUUCUGGGGCAAUUUGCAAAAUUGAAGAGGAAUAGAAACAAAAAUUCUGGGCAUUGUGACUAGAAGGGGAGACUCGUAUGGGCUGCUUGUCAAUGGCUUUGUGCAAAUCAGACCUAAUGCAGGUAAAUUAGGUAUUUACAUUGAGUGUCUCUGUCACUUUUUUCCCCUGUUAUGCCUACUUUAUUGUCACUGCACUAAAGUUUUCCAAUGGGCACAAACAUUUUGAGGGUUUAAUUUUAUUAAGCAGAAUAAUAACCCUAAGGGAUGUUCAGUCCCACUUGCAUUAGCAUUAUUUACUGACUCUGAAGUGUCAUCUGGUUCUACAAUUUUAAUCCCAAAUUUUUCCUGCGUUCCAGUAAGAUUUGAUUUGCAAUUAUUUGAUGUCCAAGUUCAUGAAAGGUCCAUAGUAAAUUAAAUACUCCAAUUGCAUGCAACAAAUAUCACAACUUUCAUCUCUGGUUUGUAUUGCAUUGCAUUGAACUGGAGGGCAUAUUGCAAUUUGUGCAUAAUGAUGUAGGGGUGGGCCAUGUGCCAUUUGUGCUUUUUUUCAUUCAAUUUGAUAAUCUUAUUCCAGGGCAUGGUCGCAAAAAUCAAGGCAGACUCUCUAGUGCAAUACGGACCAAAUAUACUAGUGUUGGUGGUGUUUUUUUUUGGAGAAGAAGACUUUAGAAGACAGAUUAUUCUUUGUUUUAAAGUGCAAGAUGCUAUUUAAUGAUUUUGAAGAAAGCGAGCAAUGUUGUCCAGGUGAAUAUUCUUAAUAUCAAAUAAAUUAUCUAGCUAUUAACACAUUAUUUGUACCAUGUUAGUUGAUGAGCACAUUUCUUCAACAUAUACUAUAUUUCAAAAGUAAUUCAUUGAGUGUAAAAUGCAGAUAUGCACCUUUUUGUAAUCACUGGAUAUAAGUGCAAGUCUUUUUCAUGGCUUUUGAUUUGUAUCUCAACUCAAUUUACCUGUCUGUCCUAUAAUACCCCAGUUACACUUGAAAAUGGAUAAGAUCUUCGUGCACCAUUUUUGAUAUUUUUAAUUGUCUCCCUGAAGGCACAAUAGCAGUUUAUUUGGAGUGAUUUUUCAGGUCUUCGUUGCCAUUUGCAUGAAGAAGUGUUUCUUGACAUUGUCACUGAAAAGCUUAGUUUUAAUUCUGGUCUGGAAUUUGUGCUGUAAUUACUAAAAUGUAUUGAGAAUAUAAAAUCAACAAUUAUUACACCAUUCUACUAGAGGAAGUAGUUUGGCUGUCUGUAUGUACAUAUUGCAUGAGAAUAAAACUAGCCAAAUUCUCAA